AUGGCUUCAAACGACUCUCCACUGGCAUCCUGGGAGACUUUCGCUCCUUCUUGGGAUGAAGGCAUGGGAGAUGAAGGAAAUGAGUAUUUCCGCUUUCUAGAACUUCCCAUCUUGGAGAAGCUGCUCAAUCAACUAGAAGGAUGUCGUGCUAUCGACCUUGCAACGGGAAACGGUCUUGUGGCUCGCUGGUUGGCCCAGAAAGCUGCUUCUGUCAUCGCAACCGACGGCGCAGUGUCGAUGAUAGACCAUGCAAAGGCACGAACGGACACUUCCCAGUAUGGGGGCAAGAUAUCCUUCCAUCGCCUCGAUGUCACAAGCCAGUCAUCUUGGGAUAGUUUCAUGGCGAGCGAUGAUGGCGGAUUCGAUGUGAUCGCCAUGAAUAUGGCUCUCAUGGACAUUCAGGAUCUGGAGCCAUUGGCAAGAUCUCUGAGACGACUGCUCAAACCGAACGGCUGCUUCGUUGCUACUCUGCUUCAUCCGCUAUUUUUCACCUCCGGAGCAGCUCGACAGAUCGUCGUCCACGAGUCACCAGAGACAGGUCAGCGAAUCGUCGACCGCUCCAUUGUGAUGCGAAAAUACCUGAAUGUGCCCCCCGCGAGGCAGUUGGUGCUGGAAGGACAAACCCAAUCGCAGUACGUGUUUCAUCGGCCGUUGAACCAACUCUUUGCCCCAUUCUUCCAGGCAGGUCUCGCUCUGGAUGCACUCGAGGAGACCAAUUUCGACGAAAGCUUUCGUGAUCCCCUCCGUGAACACGCAGCGAGGAAUUUUACCGAAUUCCCGAAAAUCCUUGGCUUCAGGAUGAGGCCGGUCUGA
Messenger RNA from Aspergillus wentii DTO 134E9, 813 nucleotides. Its product is annotated as class I SAM-dependent DNA methyltransferase. Gene Ontology annotation, molecular function: S-adenosylmethionine-dependent methyltransferase activity. The record is from RefSeq and is a predicted model, not a curated record. Lineage: Eukaryota; Fungi; Ascomycota; Eurotiomycetes; Eurotiales; Aspergillaceae. The transcript has 4 exons. The coding region runs from base 1 to 813 and encodes 270 amino acids.